AUGGAACAAAAGUUGUCUUCAGCGGUGCUAAUGUUUCUCUUAUUUGCUACAUCCAUGUAUGUAAGUCAAGGUGUGGAAGUUGAUGCCAUUUGCAAGAAAGCUAGCAAUCCUUCAUUUUGUAGAAAUAUUGUGAAUUCAAAGCCUGGUGGAGCAGCUAAUGCAGAUCUUGUUGGCAUUGCUCAAUAUGUCGUUGAUGUGACACGUGUGAAUGUGACCAACACUAUUAAACUAAUUCACAGGCUAAUUAGACGAAAUGUUAACAAUUCAGAUGCAAGAGAGCAUUAUACAUUAUGCUUAAAACAUUUCAAUUAUGAAACGGGUGCCCUUAGAAGAGUUGAGCUUACAUAA
Abrus precatorius (Indian licorice) is the source of this 348-nucleotide messenger RNA. Its product is annotated as pectinesterase inhibitor 1-like. Bases 1 to 348 code for a protein of 115 amino acids. The transcript has a single exon. Lineage: Eukaryota; Viridiplantae; Streptophyta; Magnoliopsida; Fabales; Fabaceae. The record is from RefSeq and is a predicted model, not a curated record. Gene Ontology annotation, molecular function: pectinesterase inhibitor activity. Gene Ontology annotation, biological process: negative regulation of catalytic activity.